UUCAUUGACGACUGACGUGACAUUAGUUUAAUACGUGCAUAAAUAAAUGAUAAAUAAUUGUAGUUUUUUCCUUGGUGUUAACCAAGAUAUACCUUAAAAAUGGCAAAUUGUGGUGAAUUUAUCAAAAGGCACUUUCCUUUAAUUGAUGAGGAGUUAAAAAAAUAUGUUGAAGAUGUUCUGGAUAGCAGUGCCGGUGAAUUUGAAGAUAAAGAAGAAGUUUUUGAAGCUAUAGGCGAGGUUCUCCAAGGAGUAUCGGAAAAAUCGGAAGAUGAUAUAAGGGAUAUAUGUGAAAAAUUAUUACAUAUGCUACAACCCGAAAAAAAUUCUGUACAAAAUGGCCCAAGAAAAGUAUUAGAUGCUCCAAUACACUUAGCAUCAAUGACAGUGCCAUCAAAUGAGGACAAAGAUGUUAAAAGCAUAUGGCUUCAGACAAGAGAUGAUAAUUUUAAAGUGGACGCGAAAAAAUUAGAAAAGGCGGAAGCGAAAUUGCAACAAAAGCAACAGAAACAGAAAGAUGCAAAGGCUCUCCCAGUGGCAGCUCCUGUGCUGCAAACUGCAACAGCGUCACAGGUCACCUCUAAAAAGGAUAGCAAGUUAGAAGCAAAGGGAACUAAUAGGACGCAGGAUAUCAGGAUAGAAAACUUUGAUAUAGCUUACGGUGACAGAGUACUACUACAAGGUGCGGAUUUGGUGCUAGCAUUCGGCCGACGUUACGGUCUCGUCGGUAGAAAUGGACUCGGCAAAACCACUCUCCUCAGAAUGAUAUCGGCGAAACAAUUGAAGAUACCCUCUCAUAUAUCGGUGUUGCAUGUGGAGCAAGAGGUUGUUGGUGAUGAUACGAUCGCUCUACAGAGUGUGCUAGAAUGUGAUACUGUUAGAGAAAAUUUGCUGAGACGGGAAAAGGAAAUUACAGCCGCUAUUAAUACUGGUUCGACAGACCCAAGUCUAUCAGCCGAAUUGACGGAGGUGUAUGCACAAUUAGAAAACAUUGAGGCGGAUAAGGCGCCGGCUCGGGCUUCCAUUAUAUUAAGUGGUUUGGGAUUCUCACCGGAGAUGCAGGCGAGAGCUACUAGAACAUUCUCUGGUGGUUGGAGGAUGAGGCUAGCCCUUGCUAGAGCUCUGUUCUCUAAACCCGAUCUACUAUUACUCGACGAACCAACAAACAUGUUGGACAUAAAAGCGAUCAUCUGGUUAGAGAAUUAUCUACAAAACUGGCCCACGACGUUACUGGUUGUAUCUCACGACCGAAACUUCUUGGACACUGUGCCGACUGAUAUUCUACACUUACAUACGCAACGGAUUGAUAAUUACAGGGGUAACUACGAGCAGUUCCACAAGACGAAGACGGAGAAGCUGAAGAACCAGCAGCGCGAGUACGAGGCGCAGCAGCAGCACCGCGCGCACACGCAGGAGUUCAUCGACCGCUUCCGGUACAACGCCAACCGGGCCUCCUCCGUGCAGAGCAAGAUCAAGAUGCUGGAUAAGCUACCAGAACUGAAACCCAUAGAGAAAGAAAUAGACGUGGUAUUAAGGUUUCCUGAGACAGAACCGCUCUCUCCCCCCAUCCUGCAACUGAACGAAGUUGGAUUCCAUUACUCUAAGGAUAAAAUUAUUUUCACGAAUGUCAACCUUGGUGCUACACUCGAAUCUAGAAUAUGUAUUGUAGGUGACAACGGAGCGGGUAAGACGACGUUACUGAAAAUCAUAAUGGGCAUACUAUCUCCCACGAGUGGAAUCCGCAGCGUACACAGGGGGCUCAAGUUCGGCUACUUCUCGCAGCAUCACGUGGACCAGCUCGAGAUGAAUGUGAACUCAGUUGAACUGCUGCAGAGGAAUUAUCCUGGUAAACCAGUAGAAGAAUACAGAAGACAGCUAGGUAGUUUCGGCGUGAGUGGAGACCUAGCUUUGCAGACGAUAGCAAGUUUAUCUGGAGGACAGAAAUCUAGAGUGGCGUUCGCUAACAUGUGCCUUGGGAACCCUAAUUUCUUAGUUCUUGACGAACCCACUAAUCACUUGGAUAUAGAAACUAUUGAAGCGCUGGGCAAGGGGAUCAAUAAAUAUACGGGCGGUGUUAUUCUUGUAUCUCACGACGAAAGGUUAAUACGAAUGGUUUGCAAAGAGCUGUGGGUGUGUGGGGGAGGCUCCGUCAAGAGCAUAGAAGGAGGCUUCGAUGAAUAUCGCAAAAUCGUCGAGAGAGAACUCGAAGCCCAAAACAACAAGUGAUAAUAACUCAUAUAUAUUAUACCAUGUAAAAAAGGAUCAUCUAAUAAUAAUACUGUACUAUAAUA
Colias croceus (clouded yellow) is the source of this 2288-nucleotide messenger RNA. Its product is annotated as ATP-binding cassette sub-family F member 3. The transcript is spliced from 12 exons. The coding region runs from base 100 to 2223 and encodes 707 amino acids. Gene Ontology annotation, molecular function: ATP binding; ATP hydrolysis activity. NCBI's taxonomy places the organism in Eukaryota, Metazoa, Arthropoda, Insecta, Lepidoptera, Pieridae. The record is from RefSeq and is a predicted model, not a curated record.